AUGUAAUGAACACUAUCUAAGUUACAAGCGUAAUAUUUUCUUUAACACAGUUUGUUGCCCUAGUGAUUGGACGUAAACAAAUUUUGGUUUUGUUUCCUAAUUUUUUUCUGUCGUUACUGGUAAAAUAUUUUAUGAUGGAUUAUAUCCAAAAUAAAUUCCGUAUUGAACUAUUUGAUCUUGAGCUAAGAGAAAUAUUAUCAUCUUGUAAAUACAUAAAUUUACCAUUUAAUUUGCCGUUAGUCGGACUCGAAUUAAAUCAUCUCUUAACACAGUGCGGAAAGACAUUUUUUGUUGAAAGUUGUAAUGAAGAUUCACUCCAUUCAACUAUUUUAAAUGCAAAAAUAAUUCUGGACUUUGCUUGGGAAAAAAUAAAUACUGGACACUGGAAAGAUGUUGAUAAAAUUUGGCGUGAGUUGUACUCUCUUGCAGUAGUUUUUAAAGUCUUGUCACAUUUGGUUUUGAAGAAUACCGACAAAUUAGACAUAAUUAAACAGUGUGAUAAUGGUCUCUUGCUUGGUGCUCCGAUUAUGGGGAAUUUACUGAGCAGAUUAGCAUUCAAACUUUCUGAAUUGCUUCUUUUGGAAGGCAAUGAUAGGAAAAAUUGCUAUGAAGUUAAGCCAAAGAAACAAAAAGUUCUAAAUGAGGCAGAUGUUGUUUUAAGCCACAAAGUUCUAGAAAGAAGUAACUUCACUAAAAAGGAGUUUAUUGAUGAUUUUAUGAACAAUUCCAAACCAGUAAUCAUUACUGAUGGAAUUUCUAAUUGGCCAGCUAUGACUUCUAGAUCUUGGAGCAUAGAUUAUAUGUUAGAAAAAACAUCCUUCAGAACGGUGCCUAUAGAACUUGGUUCAAAAUAUACUGAUGAAAAUUGGACUCAAAAGUUGAUGACAGUUAAAGAAUUUGUGGAACAUUAUAUUUGGAAUCAAUCAAAAGAAAUUGGUUAUCUUGCUCAACACAAUUUUUUCACACAAAUUCCUGAGUUAAAGGAAGAUAUUGACACUCCUUAUUAUAUAGAUGACAAAGCUUUCGUUGAUAUAAGUAUCUGGUUUGGACCUUCUGGGACUAUAUCACCCCUUCAUUAUGAUCCAAAGCAUAAUUUGUUAGCUCAGGUUCUAGGUACAAAAUAUAUCAGGCUUUAUUCCAAAGAACAAUCACCAUAUGUUUAUGCCCGUGAAGACCCUUUGUUUUAUAACACAAGUCAGGUUGAUGUUGAAAAUCCUGAUUUAGAGGAAUUCCCAUUAUUCAGUAAAGCAAAGUAUUCAGAAUGUGUUUUGAAACCUGGAAAUUUGUUGUAUAUUCCUCCUGGAUGUUGGCAUUAUGUACGGUCUCUUAGUACUAGCAUCUCAAUAAGCUUCUGGUGGUGAAAAAUAAAAUAAUCUGUACAGCUGUA
Parasteatoda tepidariorum (common house spider) is the source of this 1387-nucleotide messenger RNA. RefSeq names its product bifunctional peptidase and arginyl-hydroxylase JMJD5. The record is from RefSeq and is a predicted model, not a curated record. Gene Ontology annotation, cellular component: nucleus. NCBI's taxonomy places the organism in Eukaryota, Metazoa, Arthropoda, Arachnida, Araneae, Theridiidae. Gene Ontology annotation, molecular function: histone H3K36 demethylase activity.